AUGGCCUCUUCGGCAGUCCCUGCGCGACAACCUUUCAAAGGCGACAACCGUAUCUUGGGCGACCAGAUUAGCGUGGACUCCGCAAGAAAGACUUCAGUCGCUCAACGUGACCUGGCGAAGAAGCCGACAACUGGAACAACAAAUUUGCAGCCGCCGACACCUGUGGUCCGCAAGAGGCUGCCGUGGCUUGAGAAGAGACCCGUGGACAGGAAACUUGCGACCUCGGAGCGACCGCAGGUGAGCGGUAGCGAACAAUCGCAUGACUCCUCUUCAAGAGCAGAUAGGCGCGAUGGAGAGGCGUCAAUUCGUUCUACAGGAAACGACAAUACGCUGCGAGCUGUUGGAUCUAAGCCUGUUCUCCAAUCCAAUAACGCCCAAUCCGAGUCCCUAGCAUUCUCACGACGCUCUCAAGAUCCGCCAGGGUCGAAGCAUUCGCCCUUCUUUACAAGACGACCGAAGCCUAAGACACUCCAAAGGGAAGUAUCUGUUUCAUCGAAAUACAGUGCCACGCACUCUGGGAGCAGAAACCACAAUGCUGGAUUAGCUCCCGCGCCGCUUCGGGCCCCGCCUGAAAAGCCUCUCGAGCCGUCCGCGGCACGUGAGAAGAGACGCAAACCCAAGGAGGCGCCUGCAAGUGUAAAACUCAGCCAGCUCAACGUCCCUCCUGCACACUCCCGGUAUGCUGCGAUCGAGCGAGAAGCUGAAGUGCCUAAGGUGGACUCAAGUACGAAUCAAAGGCUCGACAAUGGGUUCUCAAACAGUCGCCAAGAUAGAUGGGCCAAGUCUUGCGAGCACCGCAUCGCGACAGAUGGGCUCCACUGCACUCGUCGGCAGCAACAGCGCGCACCAAUAUCGUCGUAUGACGAUUCGCUAUAUAGGCCGCACGCUACGCGGCCGCCGCCAACCAAACAGUCUACCCUUCACAAGCUCCCAUUGCACUUGGUCGCAUCUUCAGAUUCGUCUUCGCUGAGCGAAACGCACAGAGCAACAACUUCGGAUCCGUUCACCACUAAGCAAAGCAAUGCGAGGAGCGGUCCCGAACAGCGGAGUCCUAUCUUGACAACUGCCGGCAGGCCGCAACUCRUUCAAGGCUCAUUACAGCUUGAGCAUGCAGUCGCUGGAUUGGAGAGCUUGAUGGGAGAAGCCCUUGACAUUGCGUGGAAUGCAGCAAACUCGGGUCGGCCAGAUGAGGUUGCCCAUGUGUUGAAUGAAGCCACCCUAGCUCUACGUGAAGCGAAGUCUGUGAAGAACAUUAUGGACCAGCCUCUGAAACUAUCUCCCGCCGUUUCUGUGCAUUCCUUGAAUGCACAUCACGAAGACUGCUACUCGGACGCAUCUUCACUCUCAAGCAGGGAGCCCACCAUUGUCACCAAAUCCAGUAUGCAACCAUUGCUAGUCGGCCAUAGAUCGAAGCCAGCGCUUUCUUCUCAUGCUAGAACUGCCGGCAUGGACAAUCCUCUCCGAUCUCGCCGCUUCACAUCGUCGCCAGACAACUCCAUCUCCCAGACUCCUCCCCAGCUUUAUUCGGCACCCUCCGCCGAAUCGGUUGUUCGUGACUUUGCUUAUGGAAGGACACCCAGAAAACUUUCCACCCGGUCGGAACUGCGGGCAACCUACGGCGCCGCUGCAAGCUUCUACGGAGAUCAUGGUGAAUCUGUUGUCACGCAGCCCGGUGUUCGGAAGAGCGUCGCGCUUCCCAACAAGGAGCUCCCUGACACACCACAUCCAGCGCACGCCAACAUGUAUCGUGCCGAGGACGACUCCAUCGACCCAAAACAUAAGCCACAUAACCGGGGUCUACGCAGAGUCAACGCAGCACGGGCCGACGCUCUACGUUCGACGCGGAGUGCACCCCCUGCGGCCGUGAAGCCAGCCGCGUACCAAGAAGAUGCUUCCCRCGGCAGCAAUUCGGUUCGCAAUCUUGAUACGCCCGCAUUCUUACAACCCGCGUACUUUCGUGAGAAUGAUGGCCAUAGCCGUCAACAUCAAACCAAUGUCCCAGAGCCACCAUACCCUGAACCCGAGAAGACCAAUCUCAAAGCCUCCAUUUCCAGUGGGCCUCCACCUUUAUUGGUCUCGCGGAACCUCAGCCUGAAGCACCCGCGGAGAGGCCAUAUCAGCAUUCAAGAAGACCAAGGAUUCAGCCUUGGACGAUACCACAAGCGCCAACCCAUCGCUCGCGAAUGGAAUUCGAGACGCAAACGGCUUACUGCAAUCAUUGCGUGCUUGAAUACCAUGUUUAUUGGUCUCAUCGCAGGUAUCUAUGCCGGCGAAGUACCACGAAUACAGUAUCAGCUUGGUGAUCAGUCUCACUGGGUUAUAUUCGGUAAMAUGCUGUUCUUCGCUGGCUUGGGGUUGUCAACUCUGAUCUUCUGGCCACUGCCAUUGCUUCACGGCCGAAAGCCCUACGUCUUGUUGGCGUUCGGUAUCGUCCUUCCGCUACAGAUUCCGCAGGCUGUCACCGUCGCAGAUUCCCAUGGUCCUGGUCGUUUGUACACGAUAGGGUUACUACUGCCUCGUGCUUUGACGGGGUUGGCACUAGGUUUUGCCAAUAUAAACUUCUUGCCAACACUUUGGGACCUUUACGGAGCCUCAUUGAUGUCUGAGCGACCACAUCAAGAAAUUGUCACAUAUGACGAUGUUCGCCGACAAGGCGGCGGUAUCGGUGUCUGGCUUGGCAUCUGGACGUUUUGCUUCAGCAGCUCGUUAUCAGUCGGGUUCUGCGUCGGUGCCUGCAUCAUAUCGAGGUUGGAGCCCAGCUGGGGAUUCUACAUUAUCAUCAUGCUUCUCGCUAUCUUCCUCCUCAUCAAUGUCAUCACACCGGAAACCCGAAGAGCUCCUUAUCGACGAUCAGUCUCGCACUUCUUUGACGAGGAGAAUCCCGAGAAGAUCAAGAGGAGAGUUGCUCGAGGCGAGGUCAAGCUUCACAUAUAUAAUGAGGGGCCGAAAUGGUGGUACGAGGAAGUUUGGGCUGGUCUUGUUCUCGUAAAGCGGAUGAUAUUCCAAUCCGGUUUCUUCGUGAUGAUGUCGUACCUGGGCUGGAUACAAGCUCAGCUGACGUUGGUCAUUCUGCUCUUGGGUGCCCUGCUCUCUCGUGAGUAUGCAUGGCAAUCACAGUGGGUGGGUCUGGCAGCUCUCGCGGUCCCUACAGGAGCUAUAUUGGCAAUGCCUUUGACGAAAGCAUCGUGGUUCAGUCGAGAACGGACGAGUCCACCUCGGACUGACAGCAUGACCUUCCAACCACACUUUAGCUGGAGCACGCAUCUAAUCAGACGACUGAUAUUCGCCCUGGUACUCCCAUUUGCAGGAUUGGCGUACUGCCUGGUUGCAACUGGGCCUCCGAUGCAUUGGAUCGCUGCCAUUAUCUUUGCAGGACUGGUCGGCUUUCUCACUGAUCUAGGAAUCGCCGAGUGCGUCGGCAUCAUCAUGGAGACUUUCGACACUUGUGAUCUUCAGCCUGGUGUGAACACUAAGCAUCGACUGCAAUCCUUGUCUGAUAAUGCCAAACGCCAGCGGACAAACUAUUCGGCGUUUCCACGCGUAUGCGCUGGGUUUUUUGCGGCACAGUCCCUUGGAUUCUUUCUAGCAGCAGCAGCUACUGUCGCCGCUGGUAAGGUAACCAACACUUACGGAACUCAAACUUCCAUCUGGAUCGUGGCAGCCAUCCUCCUGGCCGUGACCCUACUACUGAUGGCAGUCAUGUGGCGAUGGAAGAAGGUGCAGGUCAUUCCCGAUUACAGUGGUAGCAGGAAAGACAGUAAAUCUCCAGAUCCAAACUCCAACGAUCCGGAAUGGAGGCCGGUCGUCAUUGGAAAUCCCUCGGGCAAGGUGAGACGGAUGAACAUUCUGGAGACGGGGAACUGGACACGCUGGACGGAGAUUCGCAAGCUGAACAAGCUGAUAAAAGCAUGA
Messenger RNA from Ramularia collo-cygni, 3912 nucleotides. RefSeq lists its product as uncharacterized. NCBI's taxonomy places the organism in Eukaryota, Fungi, Ascomycota, Dothideomycetes, Mycosphaerellales, Mycosphaerellaceae. Gene Ontology annotation, molecular function: transmembrane transporter activity. Bases 1 to 3912 code for a protein of 1303 amino acids. The transcript is spliced from 3 exons. Gene Ontology annotation, biological process: transmembrane transport. The record is from RefSeq and is a predicted model, not a curated record.